Molecule: messenger RNA, 858 nt
Organism: Mycena indigotica
Lineage: Eukaryota; Fungi; Basidiomycota; Agaricomycetes; Agaricales; Mycenaceae
Exons: 5
Coding region: 1-858 (285 amino acids)
Cellular component (GO): cytosol
Molecular function (GO): magnesium ion binding; holo-[acyl-carrier-protein] synthase activity
Source: RefSeq, a predicted model, not a curated record
AUGGCCGACUGCCCGCUCCUCGUCUGGAUGUUGUCUAUGAAUCGAGAAUACACGCUGGAGGAGUAUGACGCUUGCUACAAAAUCAUCGCUGAAUGCGUCCCACAUGUCCAGAUAGCCCACGAUCCUCAAAAUGCCGACUCUUUUCGCCAGGUGAUGACGCAUAUGCUGCCGCUGCUCAUGAUGCGCCAUCGACGAAUACCACGAGCUAAAUGGCGAGACUGCGUGACUCAGAAUGGUAAACAUUGGAUAGAGCAGAGUCCCGAUGAGAUGUCGCCUGAAAAAUUUCUGCAAUCCAUGAUUGGCUACCAUCUCGCCUACGACGCGUCUCUGUGUGGGAUGGCCAUGACCCAGGGCACCCAACGCCACGUAGUGAACAUAGGACUUGGCAUCAAGAUCGUCGCCGUCGACCCACGGGGGGUGUCUGUUCCAGCUUAUGUUGAAUCUAUGGCUCACAAGUUAACUGCCAAGGAACUGGCAUCAUUAUCUCUAGAAUCUGGGGAUGAGGUUGCACUACGUCGACUGUGCAUUCUCCUUUCUCUCAAGGCAGCAUAUAUCAAGGCUAUCGGUCAACCAGAUGGUUUCGACUGGGCCCGUCUCGAAUUCGACAUUGCUCAGAGGGCUGCUAGUGGCGAUGGGCAUCCUUUACUCGGUUGGGAGUUCCGAAUCUUCCGAGCAAAUCUCGGUGUAGCCAGGAAAGACCAGUUACGCGAGGAGCAUUACCAAUGUGUCUGCGCAUUCUUUCGCGGCACCAAGGAAAGCACUUUCGUCUGGCACGAGUCUAUCGCCGACUUGGAAAAUUGGGUUCAGUUCAUCAAUAUCGACCAAAUGCUUCGCGUUGUACCCAAACUGAUGGCAUAG